Alternaria ventricosa is the source of this 1857-nucleotide messenger RNA. RefSeq lists its product as uncharacterized. NCBI's taxonomy places the organism in Eukaryota, Fungi, Ascomycota, Dothideomycetes, Pleosporales, Pleosporaceae. The record is from RefSeq and is a predicted model, not a curated record. Bases 1 to 1857 code for a protein of 618 amino acids. Gene Ontology annotation, biological process: secondary metabolite biosynthetic process. Gene Ontology annotation, molecular function: oxidoreductase activity, acting on CH-OH group of donors; flavin adenine dinucleotide binding. The transcript has 3 exons.
AUGUUGUCGGCCACUACUUUGGCAGUCGUUGCCCUCCUGGGCGUAACCAGUGCCCUACCGAACAGUGCUGGCCAAACGCAAGUUCGAGCUACAAAAGACACAUGGGAUUAUGUGAUUGUUGGAGGAGGUGUUACGGGCCUGGUGGUUGCCAAUCGCCUGAGUGAAGACAAGAAGAAGAGUGUUCUCGUCAUCGAGGCUGGAGCAGCAUACGAUAAUCCUAAUAUCCGAAUGCCGUACGGUGCUACCUUUCCAUUGAACGAAACUCUGCUCUGGGGCUACACCUCGCAACCAGAACCGUACAUUGCGAACAAGACAUUUCCCACACGUGCCGGACGAGUGCUAGGUGGCGGCUCGAUCGUCAACGGUAUGCUGUAUGAUCGAGCUGCGGCGGGCGAUUACGACGCUUGGGAGGCCCUUGGAAACAAAGGCUGGGGAUGGGAGGGCAUGUACCCAUUCUUCAAGAAGUCCACCGAGUUCUACGAGCCUCCAGCGGACUUGGCUAAGAAACUCAACAUCACCUGGGACCCGAAAGCCUACGGUAAUGGUCCUCUGAAGAUCGGCAUCUCAGACUUCCAAUACCCCGACGUUGUAGACUACUACAAGGCCUUCGCGGGCGCCGGUCUACAUGCGCCUCGCAGUGGCGAUACUGGAGAAGCUUACGGAACGGCUUGGUACCCAAACACAAUGAAUCCCAAGACUGGCGAGAGGUCACAUGCGCGUAAUUCUUACUACGACCCCGUAUCGACACGUGCGAAUCUCGAGGUGAUGUUGGAGACUCUUGCGACCCAGAUCGUGUUCCAAGGUGAGCGCAAGCUCACGGCGAAGGGCGUCAAAGUCACCGAUAAGAAGACUGGGGCCACAAAGACCGUAUACGCGAAGAAAGAAUUGAUCCUGGCAUGCGGCUCUGUCAAUACUCCUCAGCUCCUUCAACUCAGCGGUAUCGGACCGAGAUCUGUUCUUGAAGCCGCCGGUAUUCCUGUCAAGCUUGAACACGACGGUGUAGGGGCCAACUUCCAGGACCAUCCGUACACCAACGUACAGUUUAACAUGUCAAAUGUGGGCAACCCCAACCCCAGCUCUUACAGCGACCCAGCUUUCAACGCAUCCGCAAGAGAGGAGUACCGCGUCAACAAGACCGGUCCACUGACCUUGGCUCGUGGAAACGGUCUUGCGAUGGUACCGCUUCAGAUUGUCGACCCCGAAAGAUACAAGAGUCUCGCGAAACAAGUACGAAGCUCCGACAAUGAUGCGUACCUGCCAGCUCUUUACAAGAACAGCAAGAAGCUUCUCAAGGGCUUCAAAGCUCAGCGCAUGAUUCUGGCCAAUCUGUACGAGAGUGCCAAAGCAGGAAUCGUUGAACACACCAUUUCCGGAUCUGGCACAUUCGAGAUCGUAGGGCUCGAGAAGCCCAUUUCCAGAGGUACAAUCAUGAUCAACCCUGCCAACCCACAAGGACCACCACACAUCUUCUACAACUCGUUGAGCAGCCCAGUCGACAGGGCUGUCCUCGGAUCCUGCGUUCGUUUCCUUCGCACAAUCUGGGGUCGCCCAGAGCUGGCGAAGUACUCGCCUGUGGAGACCUCCCCAGGAGCGCAGUACAUGACCGACGAAGAGAUCCUCAAAAGGUCGAUCGAGGUUGGGAGCGUCAUUCCCACCUUGUCGCAUCCCUCUUGCUCAUGCGCUAUGAUGCCAGAAGACAUGGGCGGUUGCGUUUCCGACAAGCUUCUCUUCUACGGCGUCAAGCACAUGUCAAUCAUCGACGCCUCCAUUAUUCCCAUUGUGCCUACUCAGCACAUCCAGUCGACGAUGUAUGCAAUCGGCGAGAAGGCUGCGAGCAUCAUCAAGAGCCGUGGCUGA